Messenger RNA from Leptinotarsa decemlineata (Colorado potato beetle), 1430 nucleotides. RefSeq names its product ras-related protein Rab-37. The record is from RefSeq and is a predicted model, not a curated record. Gene Ontology annotation, molecular function: GTPase activity; GTP binding. NCBI's taxonomy places the organism in Eukaryota, Metazoa, Arthropoda, Insecta, Coleoptera, Chrysomelidae.
GCUCCAGGUGACUACAGUAGCCAUAGAAACGUGAAAACGGGUCUGGAGGGAACAGUGCAUGGCGCAAAAUCAAAAAGAUUUCGUUAAUCUGCCAUUGGCAAUCUAUUUAUCCAAAGAGGCACAUGUUGAAGCGGAAUUGGAAGUGUUGUUUUAUCGGUGACGGACUUGCUGUGAAGUGUUUUUGGUGGUGAAUGAUUUAUACAGUAUUCUUGAAUUGUAUUUGAAAAUUCCAUCCAGUGACAUAGUUAAUAUAACGACCAAAUACUUGAAAUUCCAACCGUGACAGAACUAGUCGAUUUUAGCAUUUACUUAUCACUUCCGCAACUGAUUAGUGGCCUCAGCACUGACAAUUUUGCGUCCAUAAGUACAAUAGCAAAAUAGCUACAAACAAUGACGAACUAAUUUUGAAUAAAAGUAUCAUGAACAGUGACAACUGUAAAAAAACUGUGAAAGUGCGGUCUAAACAGCACGUUGGAAAUGAACCGAGUGAGGAAACGCUAAACAGUGAAAUGGACGGUGUUGUGGACGACGAAGAGGUUGAUCCUUUCACUAAGAAGAGGAGGGAGUCCUUGAAGAAUGACGUGUAUGAUAUCUGUGGCAAGGUUAUGCUCCUGGGGGACUCCGGCGUAGGAAAGACCUGCAUUCUGAUGAGAUUUCGAGAGGGGCUUUUUCUCUGCGGGAAUUUCAUAUCGACUGUUGGAGUGGACUUCAGGACAAAAGUUGUCGCAGUCGAUAACACAAAAGUAAAAUUACAAAUAUGGGACACUGCCGGUCAAGAAAGGUUCAGGAGUGUUACGCAUGCGUAUUACAGAGAUGCCCAUGCACUGCUCCUGCUCUAUGACGUGACCAAUAAAACAAGCUUCGACAAUAUUCGAGCGUGGUUGGGGGAGAUUCGAGAAUACGCACAAGACGAUGUCGUCAUUAUGCUUCUAGGAAAUAAAGCGGAUUGUGGCCACGACAGAACUGUGAGAAGAGAGGACGGGGAAAGGUUGGCGAGGGAAUACAAUGUGGCUUUCAUGGAAACCUCGGCGAAAAGCGGACAAAACGUUGAUUUGGCCUUUGUUGCGGUUGCAAGAGAACUGAAACACCGACAAAACGGCCAAAAAGACGCCAAUACCUUCAACGUGCAGGACUACGUCAGACAACAAACAGAAAAACCUCAAUGUCCGCCUUGUUACACUUAGACCGCCAAUAUGAUAAUAAAAAUGAAUUAGUUAUUUCCAAUACUGAUGAUAUAUUGCCUACUAGAGCAGUUUGUGUCUUAAAUAUCUUGUUUAUUUUUUAAAAGAAUUCAUUAUUUAUUCAUGCAUAUCUAUUAAACAUAUUGCAAUAUAUUGAUAACAAACAAUUUGAGGCUUACAGUAAUAUCAGAAGUAAGUGAUUUAUUGAAUUAUGAAUACACUGACCCGUCACGUGAUGAAAAUUAAUGA